AUGUCGCAUGUUCCAAGUGACGCUUCUGAUUUUGGUCUUGAAAUCCCUGACGCACCCAAACUUGAAGUCGUUCGUAAAGAUCCUGCUCCUAAAGAUUCCGAAAUUUGUCCAUCGCAGUUGACACCUGACACAGCAGAGAUAUCUGACUUGAAUCAGAAUGUGUGGACCUAUAAUGGACAACACAUUGUGUCAGUUCCACGGAGAAGCAAUGUGACUCCAGUCACUAUGUCCAGUUUUUCUUGCAGGCACUCAGUGCCUCCUAAGCAAAACUCCAGGUUUCCCAUUUAUUUCGGAAUAGAGAAUCCAGAAAAGUGUCUGUGUUGUGAGAAGAUUAAAGGGAAGCCCACACUACAACUGAAGAAUAAGAAGCUCAUAGAUCUGUACACUGCUCCUAUACCUGUGAAGAAAUUCCUUUUCUACCGAAACCAGACUGGCAGUACCUCCACAUUUGAGUCAGUGGCCUUUCCUGGCUGGUUCAUUGCCUCCUCUGGUAAAGGCCAGCCCCUUUUCCUCACUUCAAACUUAGGGGGAGCACAUAAUACUGCCUUUAUCUAUAAGCAUAGAUAUUAA
Molecule: messenger RNA, 570 nt
Organism: Suncus etruscus (white-toothed pygmy shrew)
Lineage: Eukaryota; Metazoa; Chordata; Mammalia; Eulipotyphla; Soricidae
Product: interleukin-36 gamma-like
Exons: 4
Coding region: 1-570 (189 amino acids)
Biological process (GO): inflammatory response to antigenic stimulus; positive regulation of gene expression; cellular response to lipopolysaccharide
Molecular function (GO): cytokine activity; interleukin-1 receptor binding
Source: RefSeq, a predicted model, not a curated record